CCACGCCCCGCCCCUUUACCCCCCGCCUCCACCGCCCCCCCCACUGGCCACACGCGUGGCGACCCGGGAUCGAACGCGGCCGCUUCGGCCUCCUCGGGUGAUCAACAGCAGCAGCAGCCUCGAACCAAGAAUAUGAACCACAACACGUCGCUGUCCUCGUCCAGGAGCAUAAACCAUCAUCACGCAAACUCCGGUCUCCUCGCAGCAGCAGCAGCAGCGGCGGCGGCUCUUGGCCGCAUAUCACAUGCUUUCAAGGGAAAAUCGGAAGACCCAUGAACAAAAUCCGCGUGACCACGGGACGAGAGAACACGAGAGCUCCCAAGUACAGGUAGGUCCGGUCGAGUCCAGUCCACGCGCAGUCGUGAGGAGGAGGAGGAGGAGCAAAGCGGCAACGUCCUGGUGGAGGACUGUUGCAGAAGACCUCGUGGGGGGAGUCGUCGCGAGUGAGGAGUCGUCGCGAGCGAGGAGGUGUCGCGAGCGAGGAGGUGUCGGGAGUGAGGAGGUCCCGGUGAGGUGUCGGGAGCGAGGAGGUGCCGCUGAGGAGGUUUGAGGAGGAGGCGUCGAGUCGAGGAGGCAGAGCGACGACGACGACGAGGAGGCGGAGGAGGCGGUGGAGGCGAUGACGAGCGAGGUUAUUGACGACGAGCCGGAGUUCUACAGCCGGGCGGAGGAGUACUGGCGGCAGACGUCGCCCACCGUGGACGGCAUGCUGGGCGGGUACGGCCACAUCUCCAGCAUCGACAUCGCCGCCUCGCGCAAGUUCCUGCUGCGCUUCCUUGACAAGGGGGAGGGUGGUGGAGGCACGGGCAAGACUGGCAGAGGCCGCGCGCUGGACUGCGGCGCCGGCAUAGGCCGCAUCACGAAGCGACUGCUGCUGCCGCUGUUUCGCUGCGUGGACCUGGUGGACGUGACGCCGGGAUUCCUGGAGCGCGCCAAGGCCCACCUGGGCCCCGAGGCGUCGUCGCGCGUCGGCAGCUUCUACUGCUGCGGCCUGCAGGACUUCUCCUUCGGCGACGUGACCUACGACGUCGUGUGGAUCCAGUGGGUGAUCGGCCACCUCACGGACGAGCACUUGGUGGGCUUCCUGGCGCGGUGUCGCGGCGCUCUGCGGCCCGGCGGGGUCGUGUGCAUCAAGGACAACAUGGCGUCACAGGGCGUGGUGCUGGACGAGGCCGACAGCAGCGUGUGCCGUGAGCUGUCUCUGGUGCGCGCCCUGGUGGAGCGCAGCGGCCUGCGAGUGGUCGCCCAGGAGCCCCAGGACAACUUCCCCAAGGAGAUCUACACCGUGUGGACGCUCGCGAUGCAGUAGCCGUGCGUGGGAGGCGGGGUGCCCGCCAACCGCGGCGUUGGCGGUGUCGUUAACGCAGCUUCGCGGGAAGGGUAUUUGCCAGCAGCGGGGGGGGGGGGGGGGGGGGGAAUGGCGUUGGGCGAAGACGCUUCGACUUUGUGCUCAGGCCCAGGUCGCGGCGGGUCGUGGCUCACGAGAGUUCUGGCCGCCGCCGUGCUACGGAUGGGCAAGGGGGGGCGCUCGAUCGUCCGGCGUUGCGGGCGACGGAGACCCGAAGUUUCCGUCAUAGCCAAGCCC
Molecule: messenger RNA, 1585 nt
Organism: Petromyzon marinus (sea lamprey)
Lineage: Eukaryota; Metazoa; Chordata; Hyperoartia; Petromyzontiformes; Petromyzontidae
Gene: NTMT1
Product: N-terminal Xaa-Pro-Lys N-methyltransferase 1
Biological process (GO): N-terminal protein amino acid methylation
Cellular component (GO): cytoplasm
Molecular function (GO): N-terminal protein N-methyltransferase activity
Source: RefSeq, a predicted model, not a curated record